CCUCUCUCUCCCUCUCCCGGGAUUUUGCUGCCGGGCUCCCUCUCUCUGCGGCCCUAGAGUUAAUCCCAUCCGCCGAGGGAGCUCGUCUCUCUCCCUGCCACACAGGGAUCCGCCUGGCAGCCGCGGGGAGCCGCAGCCAAUGUGUUAGGACUUCAGGUGCUUCUUGGCAUAAAGCUAGACUGCGACCUCCUACCAUAGCGCUUGGCGUCACCUGCUCUCCCGGUCCUGCCCCAGGGCCGAGGGAUUGCGUCCCGAACCGGGCUUGGGAAUCGGCUGCCUCUCAAAUGAACCCCUAGUUUUGCUUUGAAAAAAAGCAUUUUGUGUAACUCUUGACUGUGACUAAGUUACUAAUACACCUGUUGGAACGAUCACUGACACAGUAUACCGUUUGAGAGGUACUUUUUUUGACCCAAUACUGGUGAUUAAAGAAGAGAGGUAUCUUGUUUUUUUUUUUUUUUUUUUUUUUCUGAUCAUUAUGAACAUUGGCUUUUCACCCCUGAAGUGAAAAUGUUGAAAACUGAGGCUUCGGGUGAACGAACCACUCUCAGAAGUGCCUCUCCUCACAGGAAUGCAUAUCGAACUGAGUUCCAGGCACUGAAAAGUACCUUUGACAAACCCAAGUCAGAUGGAGAACAAAAAACAAAAGAAGGUGAGGGCUCCCAGCAGAGCAGGGGGAGGAAAUAUGGCUCUAAUGUCAACAGAAUUAAAAACCUAUUUAUGCAGAUGGGUAUGGAACCCAACGAGAAUGCUGCUGUCGUUGCCAAAACAAGGGGGAAAGGUGGACAUUCAUCUCCUCAGAGAAGGAUGAAGCCCAAAGAAUUUCUGGAGAAAACAGAUGGCUCAGUUGUUAAGUUGGAGUCCUCUGUUUCGGAACGAAUUAGUAGAUUUGACACAAUGUACGAUGGCCCUUCAUAUUCCAAGUUCACUGAGACUCGGAAGAUGUUUGAGAGAAGUGUGCAUGAAUCAGGACAGAACAACCGCUAUUCCCCAAAGAAGGAGAAAGCUGGAGGGAGUGAACCUCAGGAUGAAUGGGGAGGUUCCAAGUCCAACAGAGGCAGUACUGAUUCCUUGGACAGCCUUAGCUCCCGGACUGAGGCUGUCUCCCCAACUGUGAGUCAACUGAGUGCAGUAUUUGAGAACACUGAUUCUCCCAGUGCCAUCAUUUCCGAGAAGGCUGAAAACAAUGAAUACUCAGUGACUGGGCAUUAUCCCUUGAAUUUACCAUCUGUUACUGUUACAAAUCUUGACACCUUUGGCCACCUUAAGGAUUCUAAUUCCUGGUCUUCAAACAAGCAAGGUGUUGAUACAGAGGAUGCUCACAAGAGUAAUACAACUCCAGUACCAGAAGUGGCUUCUAAAAGUACCUCUCUAGCUUCGAUACCUGGUGGAGAGAUCCAGCAGAGCAAGGAAACUGAGGACGCUACAACUAACCAACAGACUCCUGACAGCAUUGACAAAGACAGUCCUGAAGAACCUUGUGCUGAAAGUAAGGCAAUGCCAAAGUCUGAAAUCCCUUUACCACAGAGUCAACCAUUAGAAGAUGCUGAAACUAAUUUGGUUGGAAGUGAGGCAGCAAAGCAGCAGAGGAAAGAACUUGCAGGUGGUGAUUUCACCUCUCCUGAUGCUUCUGCAUCCAGUUGUGGAAAAGAAGUACCCGAAGAUUCCAAUAAUUUUGAUAGUUCCCACGUGUACAUGCACAGUGACUAUAAUGUGUAUAGGGUGAGAUCCAGGUAUAAUUCAGACUGGGGAGAGACAGGCACUGAGCAGGAUGAGGAGGAAGAUAGUGAUGAGAACAAUUACUAUCAGCCUGAUAUGGAAUACUCGGAAAUCGUUGGAUUGCCAGAAGAAGAAGAAAUCCCAGCAAAUAGGAAAAUUAAGUUUAGUAGUGCCCCUAUUAAGGUUUUCAACACAUACUCCAAUGAAGAUUAUGACAGGAGAAAUGAUGAAGUUGACCCUGUGGCUGCUUCAGCUGAAUAUGAACUUGAAAAGCGUGUAGAAAAGCUGGAACUUUUCCCAGUGGAACUAGAGAAAGAUGAGGAUGGUCUUGGUAUAAGUAUUAUUGGAAUGGGUGUUGGAGCUGAUGCUGGACUUGAAAAGUUGGGAAUAUUCGUCAAGACAGUAACAGAAGGUGGUGCUGCUCAACGUGAUGGCAGAAUACAAGUCAAUGACCAGAUUGUAGAAGUGGAUGGAAUCAGCUUGGUGGGUGUAACACAGAAUUUUGCAGCAACGGUUCUCAGAAACACGAAGGGCAAUGUCAGAUUUGUAAUUGGGCGGGAAAAACCAGGACAAGUGAGUGAGGUUGCCCAGUUGAUAAGCCAGACACUGGAACAGGAGAGGCGCCAGAGAGAGCUGCUGGAACAGCACUAUGCUCAGUAUGAUGCCGACGAUGACGAGAACACUGUGGCUGAAUUACAAGGAGUGUCUGGCAACUGCAAUAACAAUAACAACUAUUUUCUUAAGACAGGAGAAUAUGCCACAGAUGAAGAAGAAGAUGAGGUAGGACCUGUUCUGCCUGGCAGCGACAUGGCCAUUGAAGUCUUUGAGCUACCUGAGAAUGAGGACAUGUUUUCUCCGUCAGACCUGGACACAAGCAAGCUCACUCACAAGUUUAAAGAGUUGCAAAUCAAACAUGCAGUUACAGAAGCAGAGAUUCAAAAAUUGAAGACCAAGCUGCAGGCGGCAGAAAAUGAGAAAGUGAGGUGGGAACUAGAAAAAACCCAACUCCAACAGAACAUUGAAGAGAAUAAGGAAAGAAUGUUGAAGUUGGAAAGCUACUGGAUUGAGGCCCAAACGUUAUGCCACACAGUGAAUGAACAUCUCAAAGAGACUCAAAGCCAGUAUCAGGCCUUGGAAAAGAAAUACAACAAAGCAAAAAAAUUGAUCAAGGAUUUUCAACAGAAAGAGCUUGAUUUCAUCAAAAGACAAGAAGCAGAAAGAAAGAAAAUAGAAGAUUUGGAAAAAGCACACCUUGUGGAAGUGCAAGGCCUACAAGUACGGAUUAGAGAUUUGGAAGCUGAGGUAUUCAGGCUACUGAAGCAAAAUGGGACUCAAGUUAACAAUAAUAACAACAUCUUUGAGAGAAGAACAUCUCUUGGUGAAGUCUCUAAAGGGGAUACCAUGGAGAACUUGGAUGUCAAGCAAACAUCUUGUCAAGAUGGCCUAAGUCAAGACUUGAAUGAAGCAGUCCCAGAGACAGAGCGCCUGGAUUCAAAAGCAUUAAAAACUCGAGCCCAGCUCUCCGUGAAGAACAGACGCCAGAGGCCUUCUAGGACAAGACUGUAUGAUAGUGUUAGUUCCACAGAUGGGGAGGACAGUCUAGAGAGAAAGCCUUCAAACAGUUUCUAUAACCACAUGCAUAUUACCAAAUUACUUCCACCUAAGGGUUUGAGAACUUCUUCUCCAGAAUCAGAUUCUGGUGUUCCACCCCUCACCCCAGUGGCUAGCAAUGUGCCCUUCUCGUCUGACCACAUAGCUGAAUUUCAAGAAGAACCACUGGACCCAGAAAUGGGGCCUCUCUCCUCUAUGUGGGGAGACACUUCACUCUUUUCUACUUCAAAGUCUGAUCAUGAUAUAGAAGAAUCUCCUUGCCACCACCAAGCCACCAACAAGAAAAUAUUACAAGAAAAAGAUGAUGCCAAAGAUCCCAAAUCACUAAGGGCAUCCAGUUCGUUGGCGGUACAAGGAGGAAAAAUUAAGCGGAAGUUUGUGGAUCUGGGGACGCCUUUGCGAAGGAAUUCAAACAAGGGAAAGAAAUGGAAAGAAAAAGAAAAAGAAGCCAGUAGGUUUUCUGCUGGUAACAGGGUCUUCAGAGGCAGACUGGAAAACUGGACACCCAAGCCACGUUCAGCAGCUCAGACCUCCACUCGUUCCCCUUGCAUGCCUUUCUCAUGGUUUAAUGACAGCCGGAAAGGAUCCUAUUCCUUCAGGAACCUGCCUGCACCUGCAAGUUCCCUUCAGCCUUCUCCUGAGACUCUAAUUUCAGAUAAAAAGGGGUCCAAGGUAGAAAACACAUGGAUUACAAAAGCAAACAAGAGAAACCCAAAUCCCUCCUCUUCUUCAAUCUUUGGAAGGCAUUCUCAACUUAUGUCUGUAGUCUGGAUCCAAGAAACCAAUAAUUUUACCUUCAAUGAUGACUUCAGUCCCAGCAGUACCAGUUCGGCAGACCUCAGCGGCUUAGGAGCAGAACCUAAAACACCGGGGAUCUCUCAGUCCUUAGCACUGUCAUCAGAUGAGAUCCUUGAUGAUGGACAGUCUCCCAAACACAGUCAGUGUCAGAAUCGUGCCGUUCAGGAGUGGAGUGUGCAGCAGGUUUCUCACUGGUUAAUGAGCCUAAAUUUGGAGCAGUAUGUAUCUGAAUUCAGUGCCCAAAACAUCACUGGAGAGCAGCUCCUGCAGUUGGAUGGAAAUAAACUUAAGGCUCUUGGAAUGACAGCAUCCCAGGACCGAGCAGUGGUCAAAAAGAAACUCAAGGAAAUGAAGAUGUCUCUAGAGAAGGCUCGAAAGGCCCAAGAGAAAAUGGAAAAACAAAGGGAAAAGCUAAGGAGAAAGGAACAGGAGCAAAUGCAGAGGAAGUCCAAAAAGACAGAAAAGAUGACGUCAACUGCAGCCGAGGGUGCUGGUGAGCAGUAACACAUACCCUCUUACAGAUGAUGGAGAUGCUCCAAGAGAAGUACCC
Cebus imitator (Panamanian white-faced capuchin) is the source of this 4675-nucleotide messenger RNA. It is a transcript of the gene PPP1R9A, whose product is annotated as protein phosphatase 1 regulatory subunit 9A. Gene Ontology annotation, molecular function: actin filament binding. The record is from RefSeq and is a predicted model, not a curated record. Gene Ontology annotation, cellular component: dendrite; postsynaptic density; actin cytoskeleton. The transcript is spliced from 21 exons. NCBI's taxonomy places the organism in Eukaryota, Metazoa, Chordata, Mammalia, Primates, Cebidae. Gene Ontology annotation, biological process: actin filament organization; neuron projection development; calcium-mediated signaling. The coding region runs from base 508 to 4629 and encodes 1373 amino acids.